UUCACUUCCCCUCAAGUGGCCUCCACAAAACGCCGGCAAUGACGUAACACCAAGUGCCGACGGCCAAAUCAGUCAGCAAAAGCGACUUAAACCGCUAUUGGAACGCAGCCCUGGUGUUCCGCCCUCAUAGCGGCAAACAUGGCCGAUACCCUGUAAACAAAGCAAGUUUAACCGAAGUAAAAUUAUUCUUCGUCAAUAAUUUGAAGCCGCUUCCCACAUGGACACAGAGAGGAAGGUCGACAGCGGUUUCGGAUACGAGGUUGUUUUUACGGAAAGCGAUGAAUCAACACCAUGUUGCCCUCACGGGCCAACGUUGUUAUUCCAAAAAGUUGGUAGGGACGGCGAGAGAGGAAGGAGAUUUUAUGCGUGUUCGGCUUGCAGAGACCGGAAAGACUGCAAAUUCUUCCAGUGGGAGGACGAAAAGCAAUCGGAGGCGAGGUCGCUGGCCAGAGAAGCAGAGAACAAGUUAAAGCGGCCUCCGUUUAGCCAGCAGCAGUGCGUUGCAAGGUUCCGACAGUUUGUCUCCCUCCCGACAGACAAGAGGAAGUUUUGUGGCGAUUGUCAGACGCUCGUCCUUCCCGAUGAGCUGGCUGAACAUGCCUCCCACUCUUGCUCGUCCGUUUCUGCCUCUCAACUGCGAAGGCCGAGCUUGCUUCUACGCCCUCUGGUGGACAAGAAGAGCAAUGCACAGUAUCUCUUCACGGAGCGCACCUCCCGCUUCCUGCUGGACACCCUGGUUGCCAUGGGAUACCGCAAGGUGCUCUGUGUAGGCACGCCAAGGCUUCACGAGCUGAUAAAAGUCGGAAACCUGGAAACCUGGAAAUCCAAGCCAUUGAAGAGCCUUCUUCUGGAUAUCGACUUCAGGUACGCCCAGUUUUACACCCAAGAUGAGUUCUGCCACUACAACAUGUUCAACCACCACUUCUUUGGUAGCGAGCAGGCCCCAAGCGCAGUGCUCCAGGCCUUCCUUGGCCAGCACGAUGGGGACAAGGCGGUGAUGGUGGCCGACCCCCCCUUCGGGGGCCUGGUCAGACCUCUGGCUCACAGCUUCUCUACGAUCUCCAGGACCUGGACGACCCUGCAGAACCCCGCUGGGUGUAAUGGGGACAUGCCCAUGAUAUGGAUCUUUCCCUAUUUCUUUGAAUCUCGCAUCUUGGAGUGUUUCCCUACUUUCAGCAUGCUGGACUACCAGGUGGACUAUGACAACCAUUCCUUAUACAAGCACGGGAAGACGGGAAGGAAGCAGUCUCCUGUCCGAUUGUUUACCAACAUCACGGCUGCACGCUUUGUCCUUCCUGAAGAAGAAGGCUACAGCUUUUGUGCCAUUUGUGAGCGCUACGUCUGCUCCCUCAAUCAACACUGCCCUGAAUGCAACGUCUGCCCAUCCAAGGAUGGCCGUCGAUGGAGGCACUGCUCCCUUUGUGGGAAAUGUGUGAAACCAUCAUGGCGGCACUGUCAAUCAUGCGGCCGAUGUGCCCUCCCGGAUCACCCCUGCCUAUGUGACAAGUCAAAUACGGAGAAGAUGGGCUGCUUCAAUUGUAGCAGCCUGGACCACAAACGCAACACUUGCCCUCGAAAGCGCAUCGGCAGGUCCCAGAGAGGAGGCAAGAAGAAUGCGUCAUCCACACGUGGUCCAGUCAAAAGGAAGAGGAAGACGAGCAAAUAGUUCUCCUGUAAUUUCUAUUCUUCGUAUAAACUUUAUUAACUGUUCCGUGUUUCACACAGGACUGCUAUCUAUCUGUGGUGGUAGAUCAUGGUCAUGAUGUCAUGUCAUUUGCAUAAUUGGCCAGAUAAUUCCUUUGAAAAAGCUACCAGAGUUAUACUGUACAUAUACACUUCCCAGAAAAUGUUUUAGAAGACUCACUGUUUCUCUGGAAGAGACUGGUUGCAAUGACCAGCACAAUAAAAUCAAAUGUUUUAGAAGACUCACUGUUUCUCUGGAAGAGACUCGUUGCAAUGACCAGCACAAUAAAAUCAAAUGUUUUAGAAGACUCACUGUUUCUCUGGAAGAGACUCGUUGCAAUGAUCAGCACAAUAAA
Doryrhamphus excisus (bluestripe pipefish) is the source of this 2039-nucleotide messenger RNA. It is a transcript of the gene zcchc4, whose product is annotated as zinc finger, CCHC domain containing 4. Gene Ontology annotation, molecular function: zinc ion binding; rRNA (adenine-N6-)-methyltransferase activity. The record is from RefSeq and is a predicted model, not a curated record. NCBI's taxonomy places the organism in Eukaryota, Metazoa, Chordata, Actinopteri, Syngnathiformes, Syngnathidae. Gene Ontology annotation, cellular component: cytoplasm; nucleolus. Gene Ontology annotation, biological process: rRNA methylation.